GGCGUUUCGCGCGUUAUUUUCCCGUUUAGAGUGGCGUGGCUGGCAGUGCUACUUUUGAACUGUUGGCAUUAAUUGAGUCGCGAAUUCUGGAAAAUAUUUUAUAUUUAUUGAAACAAACAUAUUUUCGUGCAAGCCGGUCAACCAAAUAAAAGUGUUAAUAUCUCUGUACAGUACACACGGAGAAAAAGGAAGCGCAAAUCUCUGUUGUACACUGAGGAAAAGCCACUUGAAGAGCAGACAGACAGCACAACACCCAAAAUGGUGAACAUUGUGGAUAGCGGCGCCAAGCAUGCGCCCCAGGAAAUGGAGCAGUUCCUGCCGGGCGAGGGAGGAAUCAAAUACCAUAUACAGCCACGGAAAUCGGACAACGAGCAGGCCCUGGGCAACACUGAGUUCGAUCCGUUUGCACAUCGCGACAAUGAGCAUCCCACUAGCGAUAAUGAAACGCUCACGCAUUUGCUUAAGGCCUCCCUAGGCACUGGCAUCCUGGGUAUGCCCAUAGCCUUCAUGUACUCUGGAAUUAUCAUGGGUAUCUUUGCCACCAUCUUCACCGCCUUUGUGUGCACGCACUGCAGUUAUGUGCUGGUUAAAUGCGGCCACAAGCUGUACUACAAGACACGUCGCACCAAGAUGACAUUUGCCGAAAUUGCCGAGUCUGCAUUCCAGAAGGGCCCCAAGUGGUGCCGGGGCUUUGCUCCCGUGGCCAAGUUCUCGAUAUUGUUCGGUCUAUUCCUCACGUACUUCGGCACCUGUUCGGUGUACACCGUGAUUGUGGCCAAGAACUUUGAGCAGUUGAUCGAGCACUGGACGGGAUCGGCGGUUUCCUCGCGUCUGCUCAUCUGCGCCCUGUUGGUGCCAUUGAUCCUGAUUGCUUGGGUGCCGAAUCUCAAGUACUUGGCCCCCGUCUCGAUGGUAGCCAAUGUGUUCAUGGGCCUGGGACUGGGCAUUACCUUCUACUAUCUGACGCAGGAUCUGCCACCGCUGGAGUCGCGCAAUUAUUUGGUGCUGGGCACCUUGCCGUCCUUCUUCUCCAUCACCAUCUUUGCGAUGGAGGCCAUCGGAGUGGUGAUGCCGCUGGAGAACAACAUGAAGACGCCCCAGAAUUUCCUCGGCCUCUGCGGAGUGCUCAGCCAGGGCAUGUCCGGCGUGACACUCAUCUACAUGCUGUUGGGUUUCCUUGGCUAUCUACGCUACGGUGAGGACACGCAGCAGAGCAUCACCUUGAAUCUGCCCGUCCACGAGUGGCCCGCCCAGGCGGUGAAGGUUCUGAUUGCCUUGGCCGUUUACUGCACAUUCGGACUGCAGUUCUAUGUGUGCCUGGAGAUCGUCUGGGAUGGCAUCAAGGAGAAGUGCACCAAGCGGCCGAUGCUGGUCAACUAUGUGCUGCGCACUGUCCUGGUGACGGCUGCCGUGGUCCUGGCCAUUUCCGUGCCAACAAUCGCACCCUUCAUGGGCCUCAUCGGAGCUUUCUGCUUCUCCAUUCUGGGACUGAUAUUCCCCGUGCUUAUUGAGAUGGUCAUCCAUUGGGACACUGGAUUCGGUAAAUACAACUGGAUUCUGUGGAAGAACAUUGUCAUCAUCAUUUGCGGUAUUGCCGCCCUUUUCUUUGGCUCCCUGGCCGCCAUCCGAGAUAUUAUUGAAGUCUACACCCAAGUGGCACCGCAAUAAGCGCCGCCCCCCACCCGCCAGAGGAGGUAAAGGAUUUGAGGAGGAUCAGGAUGCCAUGCCCCGUACUAUACCAAUCGGGUAUAGGAAGAGCCGAAGCAGCGGCUGUGGCUCCGCUUCCUAGAAAUCAUCUAACUAUUGUUAGAUGUAAAACCAGCGCCCACAUUUUGUACAUUUUUCGUCUGUUGCUUAGUGUCUGUUGAUUAUUUCGGGACCUGUGGAAGCGUAUCUACAAUACACUGAAUAAGUGCCUACUACAACACAUACACAGCACCAACUAUGCCGUUAUAGCACGUUUAGAA
This is a messenger RNA of Drosophila obscura, 1967 nucleotides long. RefSeq names its product proton-coupled amino acid transporter-like protein pathetic (gene path). The transcript is spliced from 6 exons. Gene Ontology annotation, biological process: amino acid transmembrane transport. Bases 259 to 1668 code for a protein of 469 amino acids. Gene Ontology annotation, cellular component: vacuolar membrane. NCBI's taxonomy places the organism in Eukaryota, Metazoa, Arthropoda, Insecta, Diptera, Drosophilidae. The record is from RefSeq and is a predicted model, not a curated record. Gene Ontology annotation, molecular function: amino acid transmembrane transporter activity.